CACUUCGCGCGUUCCACGCGGUGUCAGCGCCAUAAACGGACUUUUCACUGUGUCACGACUCUUCCAAACCCGAACUGGUGAAAGGAGAAACAGGAAAGUGCAAACACAAAACGAAACAACGAAAAUCAACACUUCUGCCCUACGCAUUGGCUUUUUGCAGUUUGUUUUCGCUAGAGGCUUCGUCCGAAAAUCUAAGAGCUCUCAGAGUGGGAAUGAGCAAACCAAAAUUAUCUUGCCUUUGUAAUAGCAGCUGGAGAAUUGCAUCCGCAGAAUGUUCUCGGAGAUAUAAACUUCCGUUUGCCAACUGACAGCUUGAAGGAGUUGGGAAGAAACCACGCAGGGAUGAGUCAGCCAACAACAGUGCCUCCGAUUACUCCAAAUAGUGGCUUCCUGGUGUCUUCCUGGUUCAUUAUUUGCAUUGCGCUUGGCGUGACCUUGCUGUUUGUACUGUUAAUCGGAUUUUGCAAGCUGUGCAACCCGAAGGCUUUUCGGCCCAUAAAGAGUCAACAUGCCCGACUCAACACCAUGGCGUUUGGCCCGAAGCGCAAUGGCUGGCGCCAUCGCGGCAAGAGCUCAGAUAGCGUUGUGGGCGACGAUGACGAUGACGUAUUUACAAUGAACAUUGGAAAUCAAGACCCCUGGAGAGAUCUGGCAGCCGAGCUUGAAAUCUACCAGGCGCACCAAAUUGAACGUGGCAAGGUGACUCCGGCAGGCUCGUCCGACGAAGAUGGUGACGCGGGCAAGUGGGCACCGCAAGGCGUGGAUAUGUCGCAGACAGGCGGAGCGACUCAUCGCCACAUGACCAGACAGGCCACCCAGGUGGACACCUGGACUAGCGUGAACAGCGAUUCAGACGAGGACGAUCCGCAGGAGUCCUACGUCGAGUGGACUGGAGCUAGGAAUUCUAUUCCAAGAGGUCUGCCAGCAAGCGACGUGCCCUCUCAGCAAUAUUCUCCGGAGGUCACUUCCGAGGCUGGCUGUGCAAGAACACCUUCAAAGAAGAGUUCACUUGGCUGGAGGUUUGGGGGCAGUCUCCCUAGAAAAUCUAUCUCCAUGAGAUCGGAAAGAUCUGACCGCUCCACACGGUCAGAAAGAUCGGAACGGUCCAUACCGUACGAUCGCAGGAGCCAGUCCACCACUGUGGACUUGUCGGAGGACCUAACGACUCCAUUGCAUGAUGUGUCGACUAGCUAUACAAUGCACUUUCCACGUGCACCAGUGGGCAAGAGCGGCAGACAGGGGGUCUCGGCUACUAGCAGCAACACAUUCAUCGCUGCCACCAACGGCUUUUCUACCUCGCUAGAUGAACCUGCCGCCGUGCGAAAGGGUUUGCCAGCUCCUCGAGACAGUCCGGUCAAAGCCUCGCCACCAUCUUGGCGUAGGAACCUGGCCGCGUCGAUCAAGUCAAGGAAGUCUUCUAAUUCUUCAAAGGCAGCCGCCACUGCUACCCCCCAAGUUGCUGUGGCUCCUGCCCCUUCGUUGGUUGCUACUCGCCGUUCUGACCACCCUGCUACACGCAUUGCCGAUGCCAGUUCCACCGGCAACAGUACGACAAGUAGCGAGCAUCAAGUAAACUUUAGAUCAUUCCUGAGGCCGGUGCCGGUGCCUGAUCGUCGGCCCAGUAUGAACCCGGCGGCAGAAACUGCUACAUCCGGCACGCCAAGUUCUGGGUCACGCAGGGGAACUUUCGCCCAGCUACGAAGGGAAAGCAACGCCCAGUCGCACAGGGGAAGCUUUGCCCAAUCUGUCAAAAGGGAAGUCGAUGCAAGAAAUGGUGACCUGGGAGUUCCGCAACAAGUGAAAGCCAACGUUUCGAGUGAUUUGGCAGAGCGGCGCAGGUUUCUUGCCUCCUCUUUUGAGCUUGACCUACCUCCUCCGCCAUCUCACCUGUAGUCCUCACAAUAAUGACUGCAUGUAUUUGUAUGGCAAGCUAUACACACACCCUGGUCCUGUGUUGCAGAGGAAUUACAUAGUCCUCGACUGGUCUGUACGCAGCCUGUGCCUUCUUUGUACUUCUCGAUCAUGGUCUAUGUGUUAGUAAUACUUCUGGCACUGGACACUCUGCCUGUCUGUCCAUCAAUCUGUCUUUCUGCCAGUUUGUCUGCCGUCUGUCUGUCUGCCUGUCGGUCUUUCUGCCAGUUUAUCUGCCUGUAUGUCUGUCUUUCUGCCAAUUUGCCUGUCUGUCUGUCUGCCAGCUUGUCUGCCAGCUUGUCUCCCUGUCUGUCUGCUAGCUUGAUCACUAUAACAAAUAACCACGAGAUCGCACACUCAUAGAAACCUUCCUUGCCUAGUUUGCAACAGACGUUGCAUCAAUUUUUACUUUAUUUAUUUAUUUAUAAUAUUCAUUAUUAAUUGGUCCAUCAGUAAUGCUGUGCUCAUGUAACACAACUCUGCUGUCUCAAUAGGCAUUCUUUGUUAGGUAGCGACUUUCACUUAUUCUCAAAACUUGAUCUAAAAAUGCUUCAGUAUUUUCAAAGUGCCUUUUUUUUACAGUCUUGAUCAUCGGCUCUCAGACGCUGUGCUGUGCUGCCC
Messenger RNA from Sycon ciliatum, 2532 nucleotides. RefSeq lists its product as uncharacterized. Lineage: Eukaryota; Metazoa; Porifera; Calcarea; Leucosolenida; Sycettidae. Bases 343 to 1893 code for a protein of 516 amino acids. The record is from RefSeq and is a predicted model, not a curated record. The transcript has 2 exons.